Paecilomyces variotii is the source of this 13515-nucleotide messenger RNA. RefSeq names its product transcription-associated protein. Lineage: Eukaryota; Fungi; Ascomycota; Eurotiomycetes; Eurotiales; Thermoascaceae. Bases 1 to 13515 code for a protein of 4504 amino acids. Gene Ontology annotation, cellular component: protein phosphatase type 2A complex; NuA4 histone acetyltransferase complex; SAGA complex. The transcript has 11 exons. Gene Ontology annotation, biological process: DNA repair; regulation of DNA-templated transcription; signal transduction. Gene Ontology annotation, molecular function: transcription coregulator activity; protein binding; protein phosphatase regulator activity. The record is from RefSeq and is a predicted model, not a curated record.
AUGAAGGGAUUCAGGCAGAGAGUGCACGAACAGUUAUCGAGGGCGAAAGAUUCAAACAAGUCCUCUAAGAAGAAAGACUCCUCGAAUAACUCAUCUCAGAGUCAAGCGUCCAACGCGAGCGCUGGGCCCCAGGCUCCGUCCCCGGCGGCAAGCCCGCAUCAUGGUACACCCACCUCGUCCACCAGUUCUGUCAAUGAUGUGAGAAGCAAAUCGGCUCAUCCCGCGGAUAAUGGAAUUUCAGGUGGCCCCCUCCCUUCUGCUGGCACCCCCAAUGCAGCUCCUAACGCCAGUCCUGCGGCGGCCCAGAAUACGAACAAUGCUCCUACCACCCCAACGAGGCCAGGGCACUCAAUGGCUCCUAGUGUGGUGAUUAGUCCAAGCGCACCGCAUGUCCCUCCUCCUGGUGCAGCAGAGACGAUGCCAGGUGAUCUUGCGCCCCCGAAAAAGUCCCAUGCUUUUGACCGGCUACAGACAACCCCCAAGGAUAUCCAGGAGGGUAUCAGGACACCAAAGCGCCAACAUUCGUCCAGAUUUGAUAUCUCAGACCAGCGCCAGAGAGAACUCGAGAAGCUUCCCGGGUUUCAUGAAGUGCCGCCAAACCGCCGCCAAGACCUCUUCAUGCAGAAGAUCGACCAGUGCAAUAUUAUCUUCGACUUCAACGACCCAACUCAAGACAUGAAGUCCAAGGAGAUCAAGAGGCUGGCUCUCCACGAGCUCCUGGACUAUGUCGCCAACAACCGCUCAGUCAUCACAGAGCCCAUGUAUCCCCGUGUUGUUGAUAUGUUUGCGAAGAAUCUGUUCCGUCCUAUUCCACCUCCCGUCACGCCCCAAGGGGAAGCUUUCGACCCGGAGGAAGAUGAGCCGGUUCUCGAAGUAGCGUGGCCUCAUAUUCAAGUGGUCUACGAGUUCUUUCUUCGGUUUAUUGAGAGCCAGGACUUCAACACAAAUAUCGCGAAAGCCUACAUUGACCACCAUUUUGUGCUUCAGCUACUUGAACUCUUCGAUUCAGAAGAUCCCAGAGAACGUGAUUUCCUUAAGACGACCCUUCACAGGAUCUACGGGAAGUUUUUGAACUUACGCUCUUUUAUCCGUCGCUCAAUCAACAACGUAUUCUUCCAGUUCAUUUACGAGACCGAACGCUUCAAUGGAAUUGCCGAGCUGCUGGAGAUUUUGGGGUCCAUAAUCAACGGCUUUGCCCUGCCGCUGAAGGAGGAGCACAAGCUGUUCCUGACAAGAGUUCUAAUACCCCUUCACAAGGUCAAGAGUCUCAGCAUGUAUCAUCCGCAACUCGCGUACUGUAUCGUUCAAUUUUUGGAGAAAGAUGCGGCUUUGACAGAGGAGGUCGUUCUUGGUCUCCUCCGCUACUGGCCUAAGGUCAACAGUACUAAAGAAGUCAUGUUCUUGAACGAAGUGGAAGAUAUCUUUGAAGUCAUGGACCCCGCAGAAUUCGCUAAGGUCCAAGAGCCUCUUUUUCAGCAGCUGGCUAAAUCAGUAGCCAGCCCACAUUUCCAGGUCGCUGAACGCGCCCUCUACUUCUGGAACAAUGAAUACUUCUGCAACCUGGUCAGCGAUAACGUCGAGACGAUCCUGCCGAUUAUGUUUGCCCCUCUUUACGAGAACUCAAAGGGACAUUGGAAUAGGACGAUCCACAGCAUGGUAUACAAUGCCAUGAAACUGUUUAUGGAAAUAAACCCACAGCUUUUUGAUGACUGUUCUCAUGAAUACAACGAGCAGCAGAACAGUGCCGAUGAACGCGAGAAGACACGGCAACAGAGAUGGGAGCAGCUCGCUGAACAGGCAAAGCUGAGGAAGCAGGGCCUUCUUCCUUCUCCGGCGAAAGCCCCUGCUCCUGCUACAGACACAACUCCUCGCACCGAUGACAUCGACCCAAUAACCCAAGAUAGCCAGAAAAGGCUUAAUGCAUUGAAACUGCAGGAUGAAUCGAGCCCUGGAAAGGAGAGGAGAGUUCGAGAACCCGAGCGACAGAAUUCGGUUAUCGUCGCAAUAAUGGAGCGAAAUAUCGAUACCUAUGCCAGCAAGCUGGCAGACGAGAAGAUCGUAGAUACCAGAGUGAGAACAAAUGUCGCGGUCGAGUUACGGGAUAAUAUCGAGCCGCUAUGCUCAGGUUCCAAUUACCCCAUCUUCCUGGCGAAGCUGUGGCCGAUAUUCAAGAACAUAUUGAAGGGGGAUCCUGUGUUUACGAAUAUGUCAUACGAGCAGAAAAUGAGGAACUGUAUUCUCGAGACGCUACACCGGUUACCGAUGGCCUCCCCGGAUGUCGAACCCUACGCUGCUGAGAUGGUAGAUGUUCUGAUGGGACUGGUGCGUGUUGAAAACGAAGAAAAUGCUGUCCUCUGCAUGAAGACGAUAAUGGACCUGGAGCGGAACCAGGCCAAGGCCACAGCGUCAAAAGUCCAGCCUUUUCUUGAGCUCAUCCAGGAGAUGUUCCAGAGCAUGGAACAGGUUGUCCGUGAUACGUUUGACACGCCGGCCCAAGGCACAACGCCGGGAAUGCCAUCGACGCCUAGUACAACUUCGCAGAAUUUCCAGUCGCCGCGGCCCUCUUCACCAGCAACAUCGGUGGCAGACUUGGGGCCCGAUCAGCAGGCUAAUCACCACCUGUUGAAAGGCAUGCAGUCAUUCAAGGUUCUGGCCGAAUGCCCCAUUAUCGUGGUCUCCAUUUUUCAGGCCCACCGCAGCUCUGUUAACCCAAAUGUGAAGCUCUUUGUUCCUCUAAUCAAGAGCAUUCUUCUUUUACAAGCAAAACCGCAGGAAAGAGCGCACACAGAUGCCGCCGCCCAAGGAAAGAUCUUCACAGGUGUCUGCAAGGAGAUAAAGAACCGGGCUGCCUUUGGGGAAUUCAUUACCGCUCAAGUGAAGACCAUGAGCUUCUUGGCGUAUCUGUUGCGAAUGUACGCACACCAAUUACAAGAUUUCCUUCCGACCUUGCCUUCAGUCGUCGUCCGUCUACUUCAAGAUUGUCCCCGAGAGAAGUCAAGCGCUAGGAAAGAGCUUUUGGUUGCGAUUCGUCAUAUAAUUAACUUCAAUUACCGCAAGAUAUUCCUCGAAAAGAUUGACGAGCUCUUAGACGAACGGACCUUGAUCGGUGAUGGACUCACAGUUUACGAAACUAUGCGACCUCUUGCUUAUAGCAUGCUUGCGGACCUGAUCCAUCAUGUGAGGGAUCAUCUGAAUCGCGAUCAAAUCCGGAGGACUGUAGAAGUGUACACGAAGAAUCUCCACGAUGACUUCCCUGGUACAAGUUUCCAGACUAUGAGCGCCAAGCUGCUGUUGAACAUGGCCGAGAAGAUAUCCAAGCUAGAAGAUAAGCAGGAUGCGCGGUAUUUUUUGAUCAUGAUCCUCGAUGCUAUCGGUGAUAAGUUCGCUGCGAUGAAUCAUCAAUACGACAACGCCGUCAAGGUGUCCAGAGCGAAUAAGAAAGGCACCGAAACGCCUUCGGAGAGCUUCCUUGCGAACAAGGACUCCCCUCCAGACUGGGACGAAAUCGACAUUUUCUCGGCCGCACCCAUCAAGAUUUCGAACCCUCGUGACCGCGGUGCUGAUCCCGUCUCAGACAAUCUAUUCCUCUUCAAGAACCUCAUCAACGGCCUGAAGAACAUCUUCCAUCAGUUGAAGAACUGCAACCCGGAGCAUAUCCAGAUUGACCCCAACAGUGUCCCCAUCAAUUGGUCUGAAGUAUCCUAUGGCUACAAUGCGGAAGAGGUCAAGGUGAUCAAGAAGCUCUUCCAUGAAGGUGCUCGUGUGUUCCGUUACUAUGGUGUGGAUCAAACUCAGCCAGAGGUUCAAUACUCUUCGCCCUUCGAAUUCCUUGCUAGUCAAUACACCGCUCCGAUGACUCGAGAAGAGAAGGAACUUCUGGAGAGUUUUGGCACAGUGUUCCACUGUAUUGACACCGCCACCUUCCACGAAGUCUUCCACAGCGAGAUUCCUUAUCUCCAUGAGCUCAUGUUCGAACAUGGUGCUUUACUUCAUUUGCCUCAGUUCUUCCUAGCCAGCGAAGCCACCUCUCCUGCGUUUUCCGGAAUGGUGCUGCAAUACCUGAUGGAACGUAUCCAUGAAGUCGGAACCUCCGAUAUGACCAAGGCUAAAAUCCUGCUAAGGAUGUUCAAGCUCUCGUUCAUGGCUGUGACUCUCUUUUCUGUACAGAAUGAGCAGGUUCUACACCCUCACGUCACCAAGAUAGUGACGAAAUGUAUCGAACUCUCGGUGACCGCAGAAGAGCCUAUGAACUAUUUCCUGCUCCUGCGGUCUCUUUUCCGUAGCAUCGGCGGUGGACGAUUCGAGUUGCUGUACAAGGAGAUCCUUCCACUCCUUGAAAUGUUGCUGGAGACGUUCAACAACCUGCUAAUGGGAGCCCGCAAGCCCCAGGAACGCGAUCUUUACGUCGAACUGACUCUCACUGUCCCGGCACGACUGAGCCAUCUCCUGCCCCAUCUAAGCCAUCUGAUGCGGCCGAUCGUGGUGGCCCUCCGUGCUGAUUCAGACCUUGUCGGACAGGGUCUCAGAACACUGGAACUUUGCGUGGACAACCUUACCGCUGACUACCUCGACCCGAUCAUGGCGCCCAUCAUGGAUGAGUUGAUGACAGCGCUUUGGGACCACCUACGGCCGAACCCUUAUAGUCACUUCCAUGCGCACACCACAAUGAGGAUCCUCGGGAAGUUGGGCGGCCGAAACAGGAAGUUCUUGAACCACCCACCAGAGCUAUCUUUCCAGCAAUUCGCCGAUGACCUGCCGAGCUUCGAUAUUAAACUCAUUGGCCCCAGCGAGAAGCGUCCCUUCCCGGCUGAAAUCGGAGUUGAUCUAGCCAUCGGAAAGCUGUUGGAGGUUCCUAAAUCACCAGCAGCGAAAGCAUCAGAUGGCUACUAUAAACAACAAGCCUAUCGUAUGCUAAGCUCCCAGCUGAAGCUCUUCAUCGGGUUCGAGCAUCUUCCUGAAGAUCUCGGUUCUCUUCUUCGACUACAGGCCAACGAUCUGUUUGAGGGUAAAGCUGGCGGUGUUCCUGACAUUUUCGAGAAGUCUGAACGGUCUAGUUCGAUUCCAAAGAAAGUCUCUCAAGAGGAGACGCUGAAGAAGCUGUUGAAGGCUUGCCUUCUUGCCACUACUAUCCCCGAUCUUGAGCAAACAGCUUCUGCCUUCGUAGCAGACGUCUGUAAACACUUUGUUGUUAUCGAGGUCGGUCGCUCCCUUGCGCAAGCUCGGCAUAGUCGCAAGCCCUUCGAUGUUGCAAGUGGCGAAGGCCCUGUGUAUCUGGACUCCAGGCUGCUUGCCGAAGUUGUGGUCGACUGUUUCUCUUCGGACAAUCCUCUCGUCCGCGACUCAGCCAAGACUGCGCUGAAAGUCAUCAAGGACGCAGCUGCUGUCAUUUUCGGGUCCCCCGAAAGAGUUCCAAAACUACCUUUCUGGCAACAUUUGUCUCGCACAUUCGGCCAUAGCUGUUAUAGCGAGGAAUGGUUUACAAAGGCCGGAGGCAGUCUUGGUAUCCAUAUUCUCGCCACGGAGCUCGACUUGGGCGAUGCAUGGCUAUACGACAAGCAGGCAGAGUUCGUCCGAGCUCUGAUGUAUGUCAUCAAAGACACGCCGUCAGACUUUCCGGCCAGUACGCGUGUUCGGGCACAGGAGACUCUAGAUCUUAUUCUCAAGCGCUGCAGCAAGAACUUCUCUAAGGACGAUUUAAAGAAUGAGAAGAGCAGACUCUACCUGUUGUGCGGCUUCUUCAUUUAUGAACUUGCACAUAUGAACAAAUAUGUGCGCGAGUCGUCUCAGCGUAGCUUCUCUACCAUCGCUGGAGUGAUCGGUUGUGAAAUCCACGAGCUCAUGUUCCCAGUCAAGGAGCGUCUGUUGCAGUCCAUCUUCAAUAAACCUCUGCGUGCACUGCCGUUCCCCACUCAGAUAGGUUUUAUCGAAGCUAUAACUUUCUGCCUGGGUCUGCAUAACAAUAUCGUUACGUUCAAUGAUCCAUUGAAUCGGCUAAUGCUAGAGUCUCUGGCUCUGGCGGACGCGGACGAUGAGUCUCUUGCCUCGAAGCCCAAUGAAUUCAAAAACGCAGAAAUGAUUGUCAACUUGCGCGUGGCCUGCCUCCGUCUCCUAUCUAUGGCUAUGAGUUUCCCCGAGUUUGCAAAUACACCUCAGAAUACCAGCCGCGCGCGUAUCAUUUCGGUGUUUUUCAAGUCACUUUAUUCUCGGUCUCUAGAGGUAAUUGAUGCAGCCAAUGCUGGGUUGAGGGACGUCCUCACACAGACCAACAAACUCCCGAAAGAUCUUCUCCAGAAUGGUCUCCGUCCUAUCCUAAUGAACCUGCAGGACCCCAAGCGCCUGAGUGUCGCGGGUCUAGAUGGAUUAGCGAGACUCUUGACGCUGUUAACGAAUUACUUCAAGGUGGAGAUCGGUGCCCGACUUCUUGAUCAUAUGAAGAUGAUUGCGGAUGAUGCGACGUUGCAGAGAGUUUCCUUCAGUCUGGUUGAACAAAGUGCCCCCAUGAAGAUAGUUGCAGCGAUAUUCAACAUAUUCCACCUUCUCCCACCGGCCGCGACCUCUUUUAUGGAACAUCUCGUGAACAAGGUCUUGGACCUCGAAGGAAAGCUUCGGCGCACUUCGAACAGUCCGUUCAGGAAGCCGCUUGUCAAGUAUUUGAAUCGCUAUCCGAAGGAAAGUUGGACCUUCUUUCAAGCCCGAUUCCAUGAGGAGCGAUAUGGUCGUUUCUUCGGGCAGGUUUUAGCGGACCCUGAAAGCGAGGCACUGCGAUCAGCGUUGGUUGCAGACACAGAAGGUUUCAUAGCGGCAGGUUUUGGACAGGAGGCGACUGACGGCAAGAAUACGGCAGCGAUCAAUGCUAUCUAUGCUGUGCAUUCGAUAUGCUCAUAUCCGUCUACUAAAAAGUGGCUUGUGUCGCAGCCAGAUCUAAGGUCUCGUGUGCUAAGCGCAGGAAAAGACCUUGAAAUCAAGCUUCGGGGCGAUAAAUUACCUGCUAAUGAGAGACUGAGGGUUGAACAGGCUGAGGACCAGUUGAUGCAGGUCUUCACGAUCUACCUCUCGGAGUCCCUGCAGGACCUUGACUUCCUUUUCGAGAUAAUUGAUGCCCUAUCUGCAGAUGCAUUGAAGCGCACAUUGGCGUUCCCGAAGUUCAUUUACAAGCAUAUUAUCACGAAUGAGUCGAUCGACUACAGACGGUCGGUUAUUAUGCGGUGCUUGGAUCUCUAUGGUCAGCGCAACUCUUCACAGAGGACGAAAACCUACGCGUUCCACAACUUGGUCAAUCCCAUUUUCGCCAUGGAUGUCAAGACUACGUGGAACAGUCCGCCUAACAGCCCGAAACUCAUGGACAAGAGCAUGACCGAGUCAAUCCAGAGUCGCCUCUGGAGACCUCAGUUGGGAGAUAUCAGCGAAGAAUCGAACCAACCUGGCGUUGAUCAUUCUAGAAUGGAGCUUCUACAACUGUCCGCCCUUCUCAUAAAGUACCACCACCAGACCGUACAGGAUUCUCGAAAGGAUAUCAUCAAGUUCGCGUGGAACUACAUCCGCCUGGAAGAUAUCAUCAACAAAUACGGUGCCUAUGUUCUUAUCAGCUACUUCAUAGCGCAUUACGAGACCCCAUCCAAGAUCGUGGUCCAGGUAUAUGUCGCCCUGUUGAGGGCCCAUCAGAACGAAGGCAAAGCUCUUGUCACCCAAGCUCUGGACGUUUUGGCCCCCGUUUUGCCGAAGAGAAUCCUAUCCACUAGCAACAACCAAGCUGCAGACCUUCGGUAUCCGUUGUGGGCGAAGUGGCCUCGUCGCAUUCUCGCAGAAGAGACUGCGAAUCUGCAGCAGGUUAUGAGUAUCUUCCACUUCCUAGUGCGACAACCGGAUCUGUUUUACGAGUCCAGAGAACACUUUGUGCCUCUCAUUGUACCGUCUCUAAUCAAGAUUGCGGCACCACCUAACCCUUCUAACGAGAGCAAAAAGCUCGCUCUUAAUCUAAUUGGCCUUAUCUGGCACUGGGAGCAGAAGAGAGUGAAGGGCUAUACGGCGACAUCGAAUAGCGUUACGGAAUCACCGGGUGGAAGAAAGCGCAAGUUCGAGGACACGCAAACAGCUUCCGCUUCUCCUUCGGCUGCACUCGCGCCACCAAAUAUGCGCGAACGCUCAGAGUAUCUGGCUCCUCAUGACCUCCGGGCCGCCAUGGUCAAAUAUCUGAUAACAUUUAUUACAACGAUACCGGAACGGUUCCCUGUACCUGCGUUCAAGCUUCGGGACCUUCCUUCUUCCAAGCCUCAACCCCCAGUUUUGAGCGGAGAAAUGAUCAAAAAAGCCGUCCAGCUCCUGCGGGAUCUAAUGUCACCUGAGUACUGGAGCGACCUUGACAUCGACCUCUAUCAAAAGGUCACGGAGCCUAUACUCGCUGGUGAAAAGGCCGACAAGCCGGACGAAAAGCACACAACAAGCAUCAUCAACGCCCUGCAAGUUGUGCGGAUUAUGCUUGCCUCGAAGCCAGACGAUUGGAUUAUGGCCCGUUUGCCACUGAUUCAAAAGCUUCUAGAGAAACCUCUACGGUCAGAUAAUCCUGAAAUCCAAGAGUCACUUCACGGGUUGGAAGAUGAAAUGGAUAUUUCCCCGAAGCUCCCGCCCCCAGUCAAACGUGUGCUUGAUGCUUUGCCAGACGAUCAGCCCGAGGAAGAAGACGGAAUGGAUGUUGACGACUCAUCUUCCGAGUUCGUCACUUAUUUGUCGGCCAUUGCAACCGAGGGUCUCUCAGCCAACAAUUACAUCUCUAGCCUGAACACUCUGUGGACUCUCUCCAAGAACAAGCCUUCCGAGAUGGAUGCCCAUAUCCCCCAAGUUAUGAAGGCCUUCUCCCAGAAGCUUGCCAAGGAACAUGUCGCAGCGUACACCAACAACCAGGUUCCUGGCCAGUAUCCUCCGGGUAACAAACUUGCAGAGGGUGUUCCGGACCAGCAGGAAUUUGAAAUCGGCGUCGAUCUGAUCUUCAAGACAAUCGAAUUAAUCUCCGUAAGGAUGUCCCAUCUUGGAGAACAGAGACGUCCGUUCUUGAGUGUUCUGGCCCAGUUGGUCGAACGCUCGCAGAAUAUCAAGCUGUGCAGCAAGGUUCUUGGAAUGGUCGAGACUUGGAUCUUCCACUCUACUGAAUCCUGGCCCACGCUGAAGGAGAAAACAGCGGUGUUGCACAAGAUGCUUCUCUUCGAGUCUAGACCAGACCAAACAAUGCUAAAGAAAUUCUUGGAUCUGGUCAUAAGGAUCUACGAAGACUCGAAGAUCACCCGGACAGAGCUGACUGUUAGACUGGAGCAUGCUUUCUUGAUCGGCACCAGGGCACAAGACGUCGAAAUGCGCAACCGCUUUAUGACGAUCUUCGAUCGGUCUCUAACUCGCAUGGCCAGUUCUCGGCUGAGCUACGUUCUCACCUCCCAGAACUGGGAUACCCUUGCCGACUCUUUCUGGCUUUCUCAAGCAUCACAUCUAGUGAUAGGCUGCAUCGAUAUGGCAAGCCCAGCAAGGCUGCACCCUGAUGACUUCACGGUCUAUCCAGUUUCGUUCCUCUUCAGUGUCGCAGAUAAAGAUAAAGAAAAUGUCAUUGUUGAUAAUCAACUGGAAGCCUUUGUUGCGGACCGCAGACGGUUCAUGGCGGAAUUGGGCGAUGUUCGUGUCCGCGAUUUAAUGGAGCCGCUUUGCCAGCUUCAGCAUACGGAUUCCAAUGUGGCUUACAGGCUGUGGACUACGUUGUUCACUAUUUUCUGGUCAACAUUAUCCAGGGAGGAACGCAUCGAUCUGGAGAAAGGCAUGGUGACUCUGGUGACCCGCGAGUAUCAUCAGAGGCAGCUCGACAAGCGUCCCAACGUUGUGCAGGCUCUACUUGAGGGUGCAGUAAGAGCUAAGCCAAGAUUCAAGGUGCCCCCUCACGUCAUGAAAUACCUCAGCCGCACCUAUGACGCUUGGUACACUGCAGCCGUCUACCUCGAAGAGUCUGCAAUAAGCCCUAUUAUUGAUACACCGGCUGUUCGUGAAAGUAAUCUGGAUGCUCUCGUUGAACUCUAUGCCGGAUUACAAGAAGAAGACUUCUUCUACGGGACGUGGCGACGACGCUGUAAGUUCGUGGAAACAAAUGCCGCACUGUCCUAUGAGCAGCAGGGCAUGUGGGACAAGGCUCAGCAGCUGUAUGAAAAUGCCCAGAUCAAAGCUCGCUCAGGAGCUAUGCCGUUCUCACAAGGUGAAUACUACUUGUGGGAGGAUCACUGGUUGAUCUGCGCGCAGAAGUUGCAGCAGUGGGAGAUCCUCAGUGACUUCGCCAAGCACGAAAAUAUGAACGAUCUUCUUCUCGAAGCCGCUUGGAGGAACAUUGAAAAUUGGCAGAGCGAAGCAAACCGUGAACAGCUUGAGUCAUUGAUCAAGUCCGUGUCAGAUGCACCGACCCCGAGGCGCACGUUUUUCCAGGCUUUCAUGGCCCUCUUGAACUUCCACUUCAAGAAGGAGAAUAUUCAGGAUUUCAACGGAAUAUGUGAUGAGUCUAUUCAACUCUCUAUCCGCAAAUGGCACCAACUACCAAAGAGGAUCACAAAUGCCCAUAUUCCGAUACUCCAGCACUUCCAGCAGCUUGUCGAGCUACAUGACGCAAGUGUCAUUUGCGCUAGCCUGGCGCAAACGAACGAAAGAAACCUAGAUACCAAGUCUGCUGAGCUGAAGCUCUUGCUGGGAACCUGGCGUGACCGUUUGCCUAACGUCUGGGACGAUAUCAAUGCUUGGCAGGACCUUGUUACAUGGCGUCAACACAUCUUCCAACUCAUCAACGCCACUUACCUUAGCCUUUUGCCGCCCCAGACGAAUAAUGUGGCCAGCAAUUCUUAUGCCUACCGUGGAUACCACGAAACCGCAUGGAUUAUCAACCGUUUCGCCCAUGUCGCCCGGAAACAUCAGAUGCCUGAAGUCUGUAUCAACCAACUUAGCCGGAUCUACACGCUCCCGAACAUCGAGAUCCAGGAAGCCUUCUUAAAGCUAAGAGAGCAAGCCAAGUGCCACUAUCAGAAUCCUAAGGAGCUUAAUAGCGGUCUGGAUGUGAUAAACAACACCAAUCUCAACUACUUCGGCGCCCAGCAGAAGGCAGAAUUUUACACACUCAAGGGCAUGUUCCUAGCUAAGCUCAACCACGUCAACGAAGCGAACGAAGCCUUUGGUGUUGCUCUCUAUUAUGAUCUUAGACUUGCGAAGGCAUGGGCUGAGUGGGGUCAAUACAGUGACCAACGUUUCAAGUCUGAUCCCACGGAUUACGAGUUGGCUAGUAACGCCGUGAGCUGCUAUCUCGAAGCAGCAGGUCUUUACAAGAAUUCGAAGUCUAGGAAGCUUCUCAGCCGCAUUCUCUGGCUUCUUAGCCUUGACAAUGAGGAAGGCCGUAUUUCGAGUGCCUUCGAGAACUUCAAGGGCGAUACCCCAGUCUGGUAUUGGAUCACCUUUAUCCCGCAGCUGCUCACAAGCCUGUCCCACCGCGAAGCACGUCUCUGCAAGGCUGUUCUUGUGAAGAUUGCCAAGCUCUAUCCACAGGCGUUGUUUUUCCUUCUACGAACGAACAGAGAGGACAUGCUGAGCAUCAAGAAACAGCACGAGCAGAAACAAGAGAAGCUUAACCGCGCAAGACAGCAGGCUCAGGCUCAGGCUGGCGUGAAGGUGGAUGGAAACGGGCCCAAGCCUGCAACAGCAAAUGGAGAAACAUCCACGCAAAACGCCCAGGGUGCUGCCAACAACGACGGUGCCGCUGCUCCUCAGAAUACCAAUGGGCAGUCCAAUGGGCAGCCGCAAGCGCAAAAUGCAGGACAACAACAGGGGCAAACUCCGGGUCAGCCUCUGGCUCAGAAUCAAGGCCAGGGCCAAAACGGGAAUCAGCCUGCGGGCGAGCAAGAACAGCCACAGAAAGAGCCUCUCAAGAAGCCAUGGGAGUACUCAGAUGAAAUCAUGUCUGGUCUCAAGACAGCUUUCCCGCUGCUUGCGCUGUCAAUGGAAACGAUGGUCGACCAGAUCCACAAGAACUUCAAGUGUCCUCCAGACGAGGACGCGUAUCGACUUAUUGUUGCAUUGCUUAAUGAUGGUCUUGCCUAUGUGGGUCGCAUGCCAGGCUCCUAUGCGCAGGACUUCAAGCUGCCUCCUGCCACUGAAGCGAACAUCACUCGCUUUGCGGAGACCAUUCUUCCUGCCCAUAUCCGCAAGUCUUUCGAGGCCGAUUUCGUGGUGAAGAAGCCGACAAUGUACGAAUAUAUCCAGAAACUGCGUCGCUGGCGUGACAAGUUUGAGGAGAAGCUCGAUCGACGGCCGCAGUCUCAGUUCCUGGAGUCGUACUCCCCACAUCUUAGUGAGUUCCGUUUCCUCAAGUUCGACGAGGUUGAGGUUCCUGGGCAAUAUCUGCUGCACAAGGAUAAGAAUCAAGACUUUGUUCGCAUCGAUCGCUUCCUUCCUGAUGUGGAUUUGGUGAGGGGCAUCGGCGUCUGUCACCGUCGCCUGAGAAUCCGUGGCCAUGAUGGUAGCGUCCAUCCUUUCGCUGUGCAACAUCCUGCAGCCCGUCAUUGCAGGCGUGAGGAGAGGAUCCUUCAACUAUUCCGUAUCUUCAAUGGUCUCUUAGCGAAGCGCAAGGAAAGCAGACGACGCAAUCUGUACUUCCACCUUCCGCUCAUGGUGCCCCUGGCACCUCAUAUCCGUCUUGUUCGCGACGAUCCUUCGUACAUCUCCAUACAGGGUAUAUACGAGGAUUAUUGCAGGCGUGUCGGAAUGAAUAAAGACGAGCCGGUGCUCUUCACUAUGGAAAAGAUGAGAGCUCUGGCGGAAACGAAGCAGAACCGUACCUCUGACCAGCAGCAGGUCCUUCGUACUGAGAUUCUUGUUGCUAUUCAAGAGAAGUGGGUCCCGAGCACAAUAGUGCUGGAUUACUUCCAGAAGAUCUACCCCAACUAUGCGGACUUCUGGCUCUUCCGUCGUCAAUUCUCCCACCAAUAUGCUGCGAUCGCAUUUAUGACCUACGUGAUGCACAUGGGCAACCGGUAUCCGAACAAGAUUUCGAUUUCAUGUGCUACCGGUGACAUUUGGGGCUCGGAGCUCAUUCCGACCAUCAACCCUGCCAAGGCUUUCUUUUACAACCCGGAGCAAAUUCCCUUCCGUCUCACUCCUAAUAUCCAGACUCUCAUGGGACCUAUUGCUACCGAAGGUGUGUUUGCUUGCGCAUUGAUGGCCGUAGCUCGCUGCCUCACUGAGCCUAAGCAUGAGCUCGAACAACAGCUGAGCAUCUUUGUCCGCGACGAAAUGAUGUUCUGGGCCACAGCACAGCACCGCGGUGCCUUGCCAACACAGCAGCUGAGGGACCUGGUCUAUAACAAUAGCGAUAUCAUUGUCAACAGAGCAGUGAGCCUUGCCAGCCCUCCUGAGGGUAACCUUCCGGCGAACCAGACGACAGUCGAUCUGAUCUCCAAGGCGGUGAACCCACAGCAUCUGGCAUCUUGUGACGCCCUGUGGAUGCCAUAUCUCUAA